AUGCCAAAGAUUAAAUCACCGAAAAAAUCGCGAUCAAAAAUUAAGAUUGACGAGUACAAUGAAGUUUGUCAAGAAAGUGACAACUUUAUUAAAAUCGCGGAAAAUCAGCUCAUUACCACAAUGUCCAUGUCUGGUGAUGAAAAAUGCAUUACAGCAUUUGAAUGGCAAAACAAGUGUCAGAAGAUUGAAGAAUUCCAAGAGAAAGACUCUAAUUGGAAACUUGAUUCCAUUCAAAGGUUGAAGGUUAACAUUAACACGUACAAUCCCAUGCGUGCAGGUUCUUAUAUUGAUUUACCCCUUGCUAUAAAAAGGAAACAAGCUUGUGUCAACGUUCAGAACACAGAUAAUAAAUGUUUUCAAUGGUCAAUACUAUCAGCUUUGUAUGAACCAACAAGGGAUUCAAAACGCGUUUCAAAGUACAUCCAAUAUGAGAAUGAACUAAAUUUCACAGGAAUUGAGUUCCCUGUUUCUCUCAAAGAUAUUUCAAAAUUUGAGGCUCUAAAUAAUAUCUCAAUCAACGUGUACGGACUUUCAAGGAAAAAUAAGAAUUUUAAUGUCUACCCAUUACAUCUUACCUCGCAGAAAAAGGUUUGCCACUUAAACCUUUUGCGAAUUGAAGACCAUUACAUAGAUGAGGAUGAUAAUGAUGAUGAUGAUGAAUUACCUAUCAUCUCUUUCAACUACCACUAUGUCUGGAUAAAAGACUUAUCUAGACUUGUUGGCUCACAAUUGUCGAAGAAAAAAAAUAAAAAGUACAUCUGUGACCGUUGUCUUCAUUACUUUGGAGAUGAAUUAAAACUCACAGAACAUGAAGAAACAUGCAGAACAAUGAAUGAUACGAGAAUUAGGCUACCAAAACAAGGUAAAAAUUCUGUUGAAUUCAAAAAUUUUCAAAACAAGGAACGUGUACCUUUCAUUAUUUAUGCUGACUGUGAGAGCCUUUUGAUUCCUGCUGAAAAACCACAAGAGCCAAGCAAUACCGAGGUCUAUCAAAAUCACAAAUUGCUUAGUAUUGGAUACUAUUUGAAGUGUGGUUUUAAUGACUCGUUGUCUUCAUACAAAGCAUCUCCAAAAGAUGAAGAAAAUCCCGCCCUAUGGUUUUCUAAAGAGUUGAAAAACUUGCAAGAAAAUCUAGAGCCUAUAUUUAAAAAUUUUAAGCCAAUGCAACCACUAACUCUAGAACAAUUUACAGAUUUUAGAAAUGACAAUACGUGUCAUAUUUGUAAUAAGAAAAUCGCGAAUGGGGAUGUAAAAGUAAGAGAUCAUAAUCAUCUAACUGGGGAAUAUCGGGGCGCCGCGCAUCAAGAUUGUAAUGUAAACUACCACGAAUCACCGACCAUACCUGUUGUUUUUCACAACCUCAGUGGUUAUGACGCGCACUUCAUUAUUGAAAGUAUUGCUACUGAAUUUGAAGGAAAAGUUGAUCUGCUUCCAAUAAACAAAGAAAAGUAUAUCAGCUUUACUAAAAAUAUUAAAGGUAGUAUUAUCAAAUUUCGAUUUAUUGAUUCUUUUAAAUUUAUGGCGUCAUCAUUGGACAAAUUAGCUUUCUAUCUCGACGAAUACAAAAUUGUUAAUUCAAUUUUUUCUAGUUAUAGCGACGACAAAAUUCAAUUGUUGACGCGAAAAAGAGUUUUUCCUUAUGAGUAUAUAGAUUCAAGAGAAAAACUCGAUGAAAGUCAGUUGCCUCCAAAGGAAAAAUUCUAUAGCACUUUAAACGACUCAAAUGUUUCUGACGAAGAUUAUACACAUGCGCAGAAAGUGUGGAAUUAA
Leptopilina heterotoma is the source of this 1770-nucleotide messenger RNA. RefSeq lists its product as uncharacterized. Bases 1 to 1770 code for a protein of 589 amino acids. NCBI's taxonomy places the organism in Eukaryota, Metazoa, Arthropoda, Insecta, Hymenoptera, Figitidae. The record is from RefSeq and is a predicted model, not a curated record. The transcript has 2 exons.